Molecule: messenger RNA, 192 nt
Organism: Botrytis byssoidea
Lineage: Eukaryota; Fungi; Ascomycota; Leotiomycetes; Helotiales; Sclerotiniaceae
Exons: 2
Coding region: 1-192 (63 amino acids)
Source: RefSeq, a predicted model, not a curated record
AUGUCGCAACAAGAUGUUAUGAACAUUCAGAAUCUUACAGGUAAAAUGUUGAGGGAACUGGCAUAUGAUGAUAACUCUGAUAUCAUAAGAGAGAAGCCUAAAGGUCUCAUAGACGUUGACAUGACACCACCAGGUAUUUUGUCGUCGGAAAGAAUCGUCAGUAAGGUCGAGGUGUCGCAAGGUUGGCACUAG